GAGAGAGAGAGAGAGAGAGAGAGAGAGAAUCUGUGUUAUUUUAGAGGAAGAGUCAGACACACCAAUCAAAGCCUUUAUUUAGAUAUCUUUUAUCCUCCUCCAUCACCACCACCACUUCCGAACUAGCCAUGAGUAACAGCAGCUGCAUCACCCAUAAAGAUGAUGAUAUCAUUAGCUGGUUCGAAGAGGUAGCCGAGAACGCAGCUUACGUCCAGACACAGACACUCCGCCGAAUAAUCGAGCUGAAUUUCGGAGUCGAAUACCUGAGAAAAUGGCUUGGUGACAUCAAGAUCCAACACAUGGACCCAAAUGCACUCGAAUCUCUAUACACUUCGUUGGUCCCCCUUGUUUCGCAUACAGAUUUAGAGCCUUUCAUUCAAAGGAUCGUAGAUGGAGAUUCCUCCCCGCUCCUCAUUCAAGAACCAAUCACCACUCUCUCCCUAAGCUCAGGGACCACAGAUGGAAGACCUAAGUAUGUCCCUUUCACAAAGCAUAGUGCGCAGGCUACCCUUGAGGUUUUCAGGUUGGCAGCUGCCUACAGAUCAAGAGUCUUUCCAAUAAGAACAGGUGGAAGGAUCCUAGAAUUCAUCUACAGCAGCAAACAGUUCAAAACCAAAGGUGGACUGACUGCAGGCACAGCCACAACCCACUACUAUGCGAGUGAGGAGUUUAAGAUCAAACAAAAGACCACAAAAUCAUUCACAUGCAGCCCUUAUGAAGUAAUCUCAGCUGGAGACUACAACCAAUCCACCUACUGUCAUCUACUCCUGGGCCUUGUAUUCUCUGAUCAAGUAGAGUUUGUCACCUCCACCUUUGCCUUCAGCCUAGUUCAAGCCUUCACAGCUUUUGAGGAGUUGUGGGAAGAGAUAUGUAAGGAUAUCAAGGAAGGGAGUCUAAGUCCUAAAAUCACCUCAUCAAAGGUUAGAAAAGCUGUGUUGGACUCUUUCUCUCUGAACCCAUCUCUAGCAUUGAGGAUUGAAGAGAAAUGCAAGGAAUUAAAAGGUGUGGAAUGGAUGUGUGUGAUUCCCAGGCUAUGGCCCAAUGCCAAGUAUGUUUAUUCAAUAAUGACGGGUUCAAUGCAGCCUUACUUGAAGAAACUAAGGCAUUACGCGGGGGAUUUGCCUUUAAUCAGUGCUGAUUAUGGUGCAACAGAAGGGUGGAUUGGAGUGAAUGUGGAUCCUUCUUCUCCUCCAGAGAAGGCUACAUUUACUGUUGUGCCCACAUUUUCUUACUUUGAAUUCAUACCUCUAUACAGACACAAGGAAGACACUGAAAUGGAGGAUGAUUUUAUAGAAGCAGAGCCAGUGCCUCUCUCACAAGUCAAGGUUGGCAAGGAAUAUGAGGUGGUGCUCACCACUUUUACAGGGCUGUACAGAUACAGGCUAGGAGACGUGGUAGAGGUGGCCGGUUUUUUCCGAGGGACACCCAAACUAAACUUCAUCUGCAGGAGAAAGCUAAUCCUGACCAUUAACAUCGACAAGAACACAGAGAAAGACCUCCAGCUGGCCGUAGAACAUGGGUCCCAGUUCCUGAGCCAGGCCAAAGCCGAGCUGAUCGAUUUCACUAGCCAUGCAAACGUAACCAACCAACCAGGCCACUACGUGAUUUACUUGGAGAUCAAGGGCGAUGUCGAUGAGACACUCCUCGCCAAGUGCUGCCACAAGAUUGAUGAGUCGUUUGUCGACUACGGCUAUAAGGUGUCCAGGAAAUCUCAUUCGAUUGGACCGUUGGAGCUCUGCAUUGUGGAGAAGGGCACGUUCAACAAGAUUUUGGAUUGCUUCAUCGCCAAUGGCGCCGCCAUGAGCCAGUUCAAGAUGCCUAGGUGCACCACCAACCAGGUCCUCAUCAGGAUACUCGACCGAUGCACCGUUAAACGGGUCCGCAGCACUGCUUAUGGGUGACAGCUUCACUUCUACCUAGCUACUAUUUCCACCCACCCACUUCGACUUACGCACCCUAUUUCUAUUUUUGGUAAUGCACUAGUACAGAUUUUCACUAUUCUAUUAACACAAGUGAAAAAAAAAAGUGACUCUAAAUAUCAAUAAUGAAAGAAUGUGAUGAUGGGA
Messenger RNA from Magnolia sinica, 2066 nucleotides. Its product is annotated as indole-3-acetic acid-amido synthetase GH3.10. Gene Ontology annotation, molecular function: acid-amino acid ligase activity. NCBI's taxonomy places the organism in Eukaryota, Viridiplantae, Streptophyta, Magnoliopsida, Magnoliales, Magnoliaceae. Gene Ontology annotation, cellular component: cytoplasm. The record is from RefSeq and is a predicted model, not a curated record. The transcript has 4 exons. The coding region runs from base 129 to 1901 and encodes 590 amino acids.